CCCGCCCCCGCCUGGAGUCCGACGUGGAAGUUGCUGGCUGACUGGGCUUGCGAGGAAACCGCCUCGGAGCUGCAGCCGAAGGCCAAGGAAUCACUGAAGAUCGGCGAGGGAGGACAGGGGGUUCAUCAUGGGUGGCUUUUUCUCAAGUAUAUUUUCCAGUCUGUUUGGAACUCGGGAAAUGAGAAUUUUAAUUUUGGGAUUAGAUGGAGCAGGAAAAACCACAAUUUUGUACAGAUUACAAGUGGGAGAAGUUGUUACUACUAUACCUACCAUUGGAUUUAAUGUAGAGACGGUGACGUACAAAAACCUUAAAUUCCAAGUCUGGGAUUUAGGAGGACAGACAAGUAUCAGGCCAUACUGGAGAUGUUACUAUUCAAACACAGAUGCAGUCAUUUAUGUAGUAGACAGUUGUGACCGAGACCGAAUUGGCAUUUCCAAAUCAGAGUUAGUUGCCAUGUUGGAGGAAGAAGAGCUGAGAAAAGCCAUUUUAGUGGUGUUUGCAAAUAAACAGGACAUGGAACAGGCCAUGACUUCCUCAGAGAUGGCAAAUUCACUUGGGUUACCUGCCUUGAAGGACCGAAAAUGGCAGAUAUUCAAAACGUCAGCAACCAAAGGCACCGGCCUUGAUGAGGCAAUGGAAUGGUUAGUUGAAACAUUAAAAAGCAGACAGUAAUUCAGUCCAUUCUUCUCCCCUGAAAUGAAGACUACAUCACCUCUCUCCCUUUGGAAACAGUCAAGUGUACUUCACACUACUAGAUGUUAAAACUAUAUGAUUAUUGGCAUAUACUGACUGACUGCAAUAUUUGUAGUAAAUAGGGAAAAUAAGUAUUUAGUUGGAGGGAUAAUUUGAUCGAAUCACCUGAAUGUUCUAUGUAAUGUAAAAUAUUCUUUUCUUGCUUUCUUGUGUUAAGGUAUAUAUUCUAUUUGUAUGGAAUUCUUAUUCAAAUACAGUUCUAUUAAAGAGUAUACUCCUAUUGGAUGAAAAAAACCUAUUUUUGAAUAGUAGUUGCAGCUUGUUUGUAUAAAUACUAAAAAAUAUCUUAACAGAUUUUUUUCCCCUUAAAAUGAAUUAUCUUUCCAAAGAUUAGACUCAGUAUGAGAGUAGGUGAGGAACAUAGUUUGUGUAAUAUAAUCUUUAUUUGCUUACCUGACCACUUUUUAUUAAGCUGUUUUGUUUAAAAGCUUUUGGUUAUAGGCAUGAAUAUUGUUUUGAUGGUUAACUUCACUGACUUAUCUGUAAGUGUCAUUUUAUAGUACUUUACAGUUGUCAAAAAAAAUCUUACAUAUAUUGAUCUAGUUGAUCGGUAGAGGAAGCUUGUGAAGUAGGUAGGACAGGUUAUGAUGUCUUCACUGUAUGGACGUGAACCCAGGGUUCUAAUAGGUUGGCUUGCCCAAGGUCACCUGCUAGCUUGUAAGGUAGGAAUAGGGCUCAAAGUAAAACUUUUGGUUCAGAAGCUUGACUCAUAAACUAUACUAUAUAUUCCCAAAAAUGUCAGUAUUGACAACACAGUCUAACUCUUAAAUAAAAUUAUGCUAAUUAGUUACAUUCAAAAUAAUGUUUAUAAAUUUAUUUGUCUAUACUAGUAGAAGUGAUCAGUGACAUACUAUAAAUAAUCCUAAAUGGUUAUAUUUGAUAGAAUUCAUAACACAUUAAAGAGAAAAUUUCACAUUAAAGGAAGGUUUAAAAAUCUAUUUUCAGAUUAUAAAAGGUGUCUUUACUGGUUUUCAUUCCUUUUAUCUACAUGUAAUUGGACAUGUAAACUUGUUAAAAAUCAAAAUCUUACUGAUUGUACAGGGAGAAAUUAAGCAUUCUGUUUUAAAAAUUAGGCUUAUUGCUAGACUGUAAGUUUAAAAACAAUUCAUGUUCAAAGGAGCUUUUCAAAUUACCCAGUCCACCACAGAAUCAGCUAAUGUGACAGAAGUAAAUAUAGUGCGUCAUAAUUGCUAAAAACAGGGUGAAUUUCUUUCACUUAAGUUGGAAAACCAGCCUCUAAAAAAUUAGGUGCUGGUAAUGAGAGCUUAAUACCAUGGUUCCCUGCAGGUCUCAGAAACAUUAGUAGUUCCUUUCUUGGCCCUCACUGUCCUUCCAGUGUUGGCCUCUGGCCUCUUCCCCUCACAUUUAUGUUCAUUCUCCGGGCUUAUAUUCAUUCUCUGCUGCUUUCUCCCUUCACCCGUGGGACUCUCACCCUUCUUGCUCAUUCUCCAGCACCCAUUCCUACUUUAGUCUCUUUGAAAUCUUUUUUGGAGAUUUUCCUUCAGCUACAAAUGUUCCAGUACAACCAAUAUUACUCCUGAGGGGCAAAGACUUUUUCAUAUUUAUGUCCCUAGUAUCUGGUAUGGCGCCUGGCAUAUGGCAUUUCAGAAUAUGUUCAUAGUUGAAACAGUAGGAUAGAUAUUUGUCAUCUUGACAAGUAGCCCUUUGCAAUUUAUACUUGAGUUCACUCCUGGUCAAUGGCACAUGGCUGGAAAAUGCAGAAAGCAAGUUCACUUACAGCCUGAGGCUUAUAAAGCUUGUACAGCUGCCUCCCGGCAGUCCAGGAAAACUGCAAAAAAUGGGAAGUAAGGUCCUGGCAGGCAGACCCGGCAUGUAGCCGCUGGCCAUCUUGAAUCCUAGGGCAUGAAGUUGCCCCAAAGUUCAGCACUUGGUUAAGCCUGAUCCCUCUGGUUUAUCACAAAGAAUAGGAUGGGAUAAAGAAAGUGGACACUUAAAUAAGCUAUAAAUUAUAUGGUCCUUGUCUAGCAGGAGACAACUGCACAGGUAUACUACCAGCGUUUGGAUAUUGAUAUAUACAUGGCAAAUCUGAAUAUUGUUUUAUGAGAGGCCUGGCAAUGGGUAAAACACCAAACUUGAAAUCAGAACAUAGGUGCAAAUGGCCACUCCUGUAGUUUCUUUUCUGUAAAAUGGGAUCUGGACGAAUGAUACCAAACGUUUCUUUCUAACAUUGUAUUUUAUAACUCUGGCCUAUGAUUGUGUUGUGUCUUGCAUUAAAAAAAAAAAUUUGAGAGUGGUAGAAUUACUUCUGUUAUCUGAAAUACCUGAGAUGCACUUUAAACUGUUGAAAUGUAAGCUCUGAGGGCAGGGACCGUAUCUUAUUUACUGUUAGUAUCCGUUGCAUCUAGUGUGGUGCACCUGGCACACAGUAGGCACUCAAUAAAUAUGUAUUGAUUAAAAACAAAGACGUCUUCAAUAUGCCAGA
Homo sapiens (human) is the source of this 3197-nucleotide messenger RNA. RefSeq names its product ARF like GTPase 1 (gene ARL1). Gene Ontology annotation, molecular function: GTPase activity; GTP binding. Gene Ontology annotation, cellular component: cytoplasm; membrane; Golgi membrane. NCBI's taxonomy places the organism in Eukaryota, Metazoa, Chordata, Mammalia, Primates, Hominidae. The record is from RefSeq and is marked reviewed. The transcript has 6 exons. The coding region runs from base 128 to 673 and encodes 181 amino acids.